Molecule: messenger RNA, 2183 nt
Organism: Amoebophrya sp. A120
Lineage: Eukaryota; Dinophyceae; Syndiniales; Amoebophryaceae
Source: the annotation of a GenBank genome assembly
CACUCAUUCAACUUCGUGCUAUUUUUACGAGGACCUCUCCAGAGACUAAUUAGAACAACUGCAUCUUCGGAUCAGGGAACGAGAAACCGGUCGUGAAGGGUAUUACGGAUCGCAAAGAUGAUGACAGCAUCCUUAUCCGGCGGUAGUGCUUCUCUGACCAGCACGACUCUUCUAAGCCGCCAUGAUGUUCUUUCUGCACUACAGGAUUUUCUCAAUCGACCACUAGCUCCCUUGGCCGGGCGGUCACAGUGCGGAAGCUCAUCCGCAACUUCUUUUCUCGCCACGAGCGGCGCAUCAUCUAGUAGUACGUCACCAACAAGAACUACACAAGUGCACCCGCCGGCGCUCCUGCCUCAACUACAACGCAAGCACGGCCAACAUAACUAUCAUAAACCCAUCAAAACCAGUUUCAAGAACCUCGGAUCGAUUAUCGGCGUCCCACGUCUGUACGCCACGGUGAUGCGGGCGGCGAAAAAGGCCCUGUGCACGAGUCAGGGGGAGUUUGUGAACUGCAAACUGAUAUCAAAUGCAAAAAUGUCUGGGUCUGGAAGGAUGCGAACUUGUGAUGUGUGUUUCGGAUCCUACAAAGAUCUGUGAUGCAUAACGUGCAAAAGAUUAAGGUGCCCACUUCUGGCCAUGCUGAGAGGGCAUUUUUCAUGCAGUAUAGGCAUCACCAAGGGGCUGCAGAGCCUGUGAUGCUAGGCCCUGCACUCCAGACGUGGUGGAACUUGGACAAACUGCAUGACAAAUCUCGGAAUCUUCCCGACCCAGACAUUUUUGCAGUUCAUAACUCACGAAGUUCGGCGACGAGGUAGCGCACUGUCAGGGGUGGUGCGGUCUGUUCGGGUUGCUGUGGUUUCGGACGAAGUACAAGCACAACUGCAAAUUCAAGGAUUUGAUUUCUUUCCCCUGGUCGGCACAUCGGGGGCCGACGUUCGGCGGCGAUCCGGCGUACAAACAGGUGCGGAGCUAGGGAAGUGAAAGAGUUUGGGUCAAGAAGUUCAUCGGGUGAAGUUUGUGUUGCACAGAGCGUAGACAGUACACGAAUUCUGUAUGGAUGCAUGCCUUGGGUCGCCCCCCGAAACAUGCGCUGUAUAAAGAAAUAACUCCUCCUCCUUUAGUAGGUAGGUGCAAGUGCAUGUGCAUGCAGUAGCUGCAAGUGCAACACAAACUUCCCUUUCUCUUGGGCCAAGAAGUUUUCACCACGAUAGUCGGCAGGUGUGUUGUUCCUACCAGUGUUGGGAUAUCGAUGAUUGGCGGGUGACGCUGAGCGGUUUUGGGUCGGAGCACGCUUCAGUGGAUCAGGAAGUAGUGUUAGCUUCGCGGUUCCUGUUGGCUGGAGAUGAAGACGAUGAAGCAGCAUCUGAAUCUGAUGAAGCAGAAGCAGACGAAUCGGGGCGACAGAGCAGGAAUUAUGGUGGGGUGCAUGAACCUAGUAGUUGUAGUACUGAUAGCUCUCUCGUAAUGGUAUCAAAGAGCACUGCAGAUGCUAGUAAGCUUACAACUAGUUGUGACGCAACUCGCGCUACGAAAACUAAACACCAGGAACAGGAACCACUUGACAUCAAACGCAAAUCUAGCGAUUCAAAUAGCAUCAUCGCUCCUUUUCAUUUUCGUAGAGGUCGAAUAAAAAGAAGAAAGGAUCUUUUUGCGAAAAGCAUUAGCUCGCGUAGUUUAUUCAUCGCCUCUCGCGGAGAAGCAGAACCGCCAGGAGAAUUAUACCGUCACGAUUCGGCCAGGAGUCGUGUCGAAUACAACUUUGUAUGAAUCUUCUGAUGACGUCUAUGUCGAAAUACGAAGGAAUUUUGCUGUUAAUGAUUCGGAAAAAAAAGUAGAGGCGAGAUAAGCUAAAGUUCCCAAUUAUAACUACGGAUCCUUUGUAGCCUCAGAAAGCGUGCAAAACAACAUGCUCAAGUAAAGAAAAUCUAAAGACCACGUAGAGACCGGACACUGAGCUUUCUUUUGAAAAUCUCUCGACCUCUCAGCAAGAGGAAGGCAAAGUAGAUCUAGAUGCUACAAUUAAUGAAAUUUUCUAUAAGAAAAGCGACAGCACUCGAGAACACAGACCAGAGACAAGAAAAUUUUCUUUUGCCAUAAUUGCAGAUAGACUGCAGCUUGCGUCAGCACGACCGGACGAGCAGAUCGAAGCAAUUGUUUACCAGAAGACAAACAAGCGAAGAUAC